UAGAAAAUUAAGACAAAUUAUAGAUUCAUUAAAACUCAUUUUCACUAGAUUGAAUCAUCCAUCCAUCCAUCCAUCGAUCGAUCGAAUAAGAAGAAGAAAAAGAGUGCAAUAAUAAAAGCCCAAAAUGGACGUCCAAUUUCUCACAAGCCCUCUCCUCUGUGCGUCGUCGUCUUCAUGCCCCAAAGCCCACAUCGCCACUCUACCAGAGGUCGCAUAGUCCCUCUUUUCUCUCUCUCUCUCUCUCUCACCAAAACCACCCUUUUCAUUCUUCAAAUUCUAGAGAGAGAAAGCGCAACCCCAAUUGCUCCACCCACACACACACUCAAGGAACCAACCCUUCUUCCAUGCCUCGCAUUCGUUGCCGCACAUGUUAGGUUUUAGGGCAAAUUCGCUAUCGUUCCAAGGGACCCCCUUUUCCAAAACCCUAGGAGAGAGGAAUUUCGACUCCGGACGCCUUUGAAUUGUGCCCUAGGUUACCAUUUGCGCGUUCAGGACUACUUCGUGUACAAACAUUUUAAACUUGGAGAGGGGGCAGGGGUGGCGUUCGCUUUCAACUUGGACAUUUGGCUUUUCCUCUUAACUAAAUUUACUAGCAUGUAUCUCAAAGAGUUUUGGGGGAUUUGAUUAUAAGAUUCUUUAUUAAAUGGAAAGUUACACUCUUAGAUAUUAAGAGUGGGAUGCAUGGAUGUAAUUCAGGAUCUGCUCUCCUUGUAAAUGCUGAGGUUGAUUCCAUGGGAGGUGUUGUUGAUGGCGGAGGUGGUAUAGGUUUGAAAACCUCUCCGCGCCGAGCAGCAAUUGAGAAGGCUCAAAAAGAGCUCAGACUGGAGUAUGAUGUUCGUGAAGAAAGAAGAAGGGAACUAGAAUUUCUUGAAAAAGGAGGGAAUCCUCUGGACUUUAAGUUAGGGAAUGCUGCUUCUGUUAGUGUUCAGUCUACUUCACUCACUGAUCAGCAUCAAGAGCAGUUUGUGACCAGUGAAGCAAAAGGUAGUUUUGUAUUGACUGCCUCCCCUCAUGGUGACUCUGUCGACAGUAGUGCUAGACCAGGGGUCCCUUCUCUUAGUGAACCAAAUACUGCUGAUAACCUCUUGCUUUUUGAUGGUGAGAAUGAGCUGCCUGAAGGUGAAAAGAGGUCUCUACAUUCAAAUAAAAGGAAUAAUAUUGCUCCUUCAGAACAGUCUUCUCGAAUUGGUGGGAGUCAAAAUGCAAAGGAGACAGAAGAUUCUGCUAUUUUCCGGCCAUAUGCUCGAAGGAAUAGGUCCAAGUCAAAUCAUGGCCCUCGUGGGGCUUCAAGGGAUGGGAAGGGAAUAAUAUCUGAUACAAACAAACAAAAGGACCACAAUGUGCCUUCUGUUUCUAAGCCAAAGCCUACAAGUUUAAAUGGUGAGAUGCUCUCUAAAGAUCCAACAUCUAAUAAUAACCCACUGGAUAAUGAAUUGGUUGUUGUCGAAGCUCGUCAAACAGCUAGUGGCAGUGCUAGUGUUCCCAAAGACAAAUUGGAUGUUACCACGAAUAGAAACUUCAAAGAAGAUCUACGAAUUAUGCCUUCUCAAGAUGAUGCUAUACAGACUCCAGUUGUCUUGGUUUCUGGGGAAGCUAAAUCAGUUGGAGAAAUGGACCUAGGAGCUUCAGGUGAUCUUGAGCCUCCACCAUGUGCUGCUACUACACAACCUGGGAAUGAAUCUUGUUCUGGUCAGCCAAAUGGGUUUGGCAACAUAAAAGUAGACAGGAGAGGUGUACCAAUUGGAGACCAAAAUUGCAGUGCUGCAUUAGGCAUCAAGAAUUUUGAUUCAGAGUCCUCCUGCCCACAAACUAGUUUAGCUAGAGAUGUAAAUAAUAACAGUAAUGAUAAUAAUAUGUGUAGUAAUGCAAAGAAUAUUGAUGAAAAUGGAAAUACUAUGGAACAAACAUCGGAAUUUGAGAAGUUGAAUUUAACUAGCUGUGGGGUUGUAAAGGAAAGGAAUAAGACCAAUACUGGUGCUACUACUAACAAUGAACAUCAUGCUGGUUACAAAAGCCAUCCUGGUGGUGGUAAUAUGAUCAAAAGUGAGGAAGACAUCCAUAUUGAUAGUUCUUGCAUGCAAAACAAGGCAGAAGAUUCUUCCAAUGUUAAAGGACUGCAUCAUAGUGAAAGUUCCAUAUCAAAUGCUGAUAGAGAGGGAAGUGUUGUCUUGAUGGAUCAUCCCAAUCGUAUCAGGGAAGACAGCUGUGAAAGACGUAAAGAUGUGUCAAUUUCAACAACUCAAACUGCUCUGGUUGAAAAGGUUACUACUACCACCUCUAACUGUCAACCGAGUUCUACACACAGCUUGAAGUUAGCAGACAAGGCUCAUGAAGAUUCUAUUUUAGAAGAGGCAAAAAUUAUAGAGGUCAAGCGGAAGAGGAUUGCAGAGUUAUCUGUUUGCACAUUUCCCUCACAGAUCCGCAGAAAGUCUCACUGGGGAUUUGUCCUGGAGGAAAUGGCAUGGUUGGCAAAUGAUUUUGCUCAGGAGCGUCUUUGGAAGAUAUCUGCUGCUGCACAAUUGUCGCAUCAGGCAUCUUGUACUUCUCGGUUAAGAUUUGAAAAACAAAACAAACAUCUUGGGGUGAAAACUUUGUCUCACAACAUGGCAAAGGCUGUCAUGCAGUUUUGGCAUUCAAUUGAGCUCCUUCUUGACAAUGAUGUUCCUGAUCAUAAGUGCAUUGAUGGUUCAGUUGAAUCUGGGAACAUUGAUUCAAAUGUAGCUACUGGGGAUAAGAGGAGCAAUUCUGAGAUGGAAUUGGAAACAAUCAAAUACUUGGAUGGGCAAAAUCAGACAAAACAUGUGGCACAUAAGGUGCAUACAUAUGCAUUGAGAUUUUUAAAGGAUAAUAGAUCAUGUGGAAUUUCAAGUCAAGCAGAAGCACCAACAACACCAGAUAAAAUAUGUGACUCGGGUAUUGCUGAUAUGUCAUGGGAUGAUCGUCUUACAGAAGAAAGCCUUUUCUAUACAGUACCUCCUACCGCUAUGGAAGCAUACAGAAAGUCUAUUGAAUCUCAUUUUCUACAGUUUGAGAAAACUGGAAGUAGCAUUCAAGAGGAAGUUGAAACAUCUAUAUAUGAUGCUGCAGCAGAGUUUGGACAUGAAGAGAUUGCAUAUGAUGAGGAUGAAGGAGAAACUAGCACUUAUUAUAUGCAUGGUGUCUAUGAGGGUAGCAGAUCAUCAAAAUCAUUACAGAAGAAACACAAAAACAAGAUAAAGUCUUGCACUCAUAAGUCCAGUGAAAUUGGAAUUGAUUUGCCUUAUGGACACUAUUCAACUGCAGCUCAGCCAUCUGUGCUAUUCGGAAAAAGGCCUGCUAGUUUAAAUGUAGGAACAAUACCAACCAAACGUGUGCGUACAGCUUCCAGGCAGAGAGUUGUGAGUCCUUUUGCUGGGGUCUCUGGGACAGUACAUGCUCAAGCUAAGACAGAUGCUUCAAGCGGAGAUACCAAUUCCUUUCAGGAUGACCAGAGUACUUUACAUGGAUCACAGAUCCACAAAAGUGUGGAGGUGGAGUCAAUUGGAGAUUUUGAAAAGCAAUUACCUUAUGACUGUGGAGAAACAUCAGUUAAAACAAAGAAGAAGAAGCCCAAGAAUCUGGGUCCAGCAUAUGAUCAGGGAUGGCAACUGGAUUCUGUUGUUCUGAAUGAACAGAGGGAUCAUUCCAAGAAGAGAUUGGAUAGUCAUCACUUUGAACCUAAUGGAAGUAGUGGUUUGUAUGGGCAUAGUGCGAAGAAGCUAAAGACGACAAAGCAAUCCCUUGAUACUUUUGACAAUGUUGCUCCAAUGACCAAUUCUAUUCCCUCACCUGCUGCUUCGCAAAUGAGUAACAUGUCCAAUCCUAGUAAAUUCAUUAGAAUCAUUAGUAGUGGACGAGAUAGGGGUAGGAAAGCCAAAGCACUUAAGGUUUCUGCGGGACAGCCAGGUUCUGGAAGUCCAUGGUCACUAUUUGAAGAUCAGGCUCUUGUUGUCCUGGUCCAUGAUAUGGGUCCAAACUGGGAGCUUGUUAGUGAUGCUAUCAACAGUACUAUACAAUUUAAGUGUAUCUUUCGGAAGCCAAAAGAAUGCAAGGAGCGUCACAAGAUUUUAAUGGAUAGAAGUGCUGGGGAUGGUGCAGAUAGUGCUGAAGACUCAGGGUCUUCUCAGUCUUAUCCGUCUACACUACCUGGAAUUCCAAAGCAGGGCAGUGCCAGGCAGUUGUUUCAACGUUUGCAAGGACCAAUGGAGGAGGAUACUCUGAAGUCUCAUUUUGACAAAAUCAUCAAGAUUGGGCAGAAGCAACGUUACCACAGGAAUCAGAAUGAUAACCAGGAUAUGAAACAAUUGGUACCUGUCCAUAGUUCACACGUGAAUGCCCUUAACCAAGUCUGCCCAAACAACUUGAAUGGAGGUUUUUUGACGCCACUCGAUCUUUGUGAUACAAAUCAAGCAAGCCCAGAUGUCCUACCCCUUGGGUAUCAAGUCUCGCAUGCUGGUGGUUUACCAUUAUCAAAUCAUAGUUCAGCAUCAUCGGUGCUUCCAUCAGCUGGGCUAAAUUCACCAAGUCCAACAUCUUCUGGUAUUAGUCUUAGUAAUAACUUAUCAUCAUCUGGUCCAUUGGCAGCCUCUGUCAGGGACAGUAGAUACGGAGUUUCACGGACUCCACCUUUAUCAGUUGAUGAACAGCAGAGAAUACAACAAUAUAAUCAGAUGAUAUCUAGCAGAAACAUGCAGCAAUCUACCAUGUCUGUUCCUGGAUCUCUUUCAGGAAGUGAUCGUGGUGGUGUGCGAAUGUUGCCUGGUGGAAAUGGUAUGGGCAUGAUGGGUGGUAUUAACAGGAGCAUUACAAUGUCUAGACCAGGGUUUCAAGGAAUGCCUUCAUCAUCUAUGCUUAGUUCUGGGGGCAUGCUUUCUUCUAGUAUGGUGGGGAUGCCAAGCCCUGUAAAUAUGCACUCUGGAGUUGGUGCUGGACAAGGCAAUUCAAUGCUGAGACCUAGGGAGACUGUGCAUAUGAUGAGGCCUGGCCAUAAUCAAGAACACCAAAGACAGAUGAUGGUUCCGGAACUUCCAAUGCAGGUUACACAAGGGAACAGCCAAGUCAUUCCUGCCUUUAGUGGGAUGAGUUCUUCCUUUAAUAAUCAGACAACUCCACCAUCUGUUCAAUCAUACCCAGGACAUUCCCAGCAGCCACAUCAACUAUCUCAGCAACAGUCCCAUCUCAGUAAUCCCCAUCCUCUUCAAGGUCCGAAUCAUGCUGCUGCUAAUUCACAACAGGCCUAUGCAAUCCGAUUUGCAAAGGAACGUCAACUGCAACACCAACAACAACGGUAUCUGCAGCACCAACAACAACAACAGCAGCUUGCUGCAUCGAAUGCUUUGAUUCCGCAUGCUCAGGCACAGUCUCAACUUCCUAUAUCAUCACCUCUGCAAAAUAGUUCCCAGGCACAACCUCAAAAUUCAUCGCAGCAAGUAUCUCUUUCCCCUGUAACAUCGACAUCCCCUUUGACUCCCAUGUCUUCUCAGCACCAACAGCAGAAACAUCACCUACAACAUGGUUUCAGCCGGAAUCCUAGUGCUAGUGCAUUGACUAAUCAAGCCACAAAACAACGGCAACGACAGCCACAGCAGCGGCAGUUUCCACAACCUGGUAGGCAGCAUCCUAAUCAGCCACAACAUGCACAGUCUCAACAGCAGACAAAAGUUCUGAAAGGACUAGGGAGAGGAAACAUGUUGAUCCAUCAGAAUAACUCUGUGGAUCCUUCUCAUCUAAAUGGAUUAUCUGUACCUCCAGGAAGCCAAACUGUUGAGAAAGGGGACCAAAUCAUGCCCCCCAUGAUGCAAAGUCAAAACAUACAUCCUGGAUCUGGUAAUCCAAAUCAGUCAUCCAAGCCGUUGGUUUCUGCCCGUUCUUCAAAUCAUUCACAGUUGCAGCAAAAGCUACAUUCUGGUCCAACAAACACUUCAUUGAAACAACUUCAGUCAGUGGCAUCUCCUUCUGAUAAUAGAAUUCAAGGACAUGUUUUGUCAGUUACUUCAGGCCAUAUAGCUUCAACUCCACAGCCAGCUGUUGCUUCUAACCAUCAUCAACUGCCAUUACAAUCUCAGCCACAUUGUAAGCAAAGUAAUCAAGCUCAACCAAGUGUUCAGAGAAUGUUGCAACCAAAUUGUCAGGUGCAUUCUGAGUCGUCAAGCAUGUCUCAAUCUGAUUCAACUAACAUUGAUCAACAUCCUGCAAACAGUGCUUCACAAGUUGGUUCAAACACUGUAACAUCUCCAGGUUGUAUGGAUGCAGCAAGUGUAACUGUUGUUCCUCCUACUGUAUCUUCUCAGUGGCAGACAUCAGAAUCACCAUUUGAUUCCAGUGUGUCCAAUCCAGUUACUCAAGCGAGCUUUCUUGGGAGUACACCCGUUGGAAAUUCUGCUGGAAAUGAGCCAUCAACUAUUAGUCAAGGGAUGGGCCCACAACAAUUAUCAACUAGCUUACCUUCUCAUGCACAUAAUUCUGGGGGACAGUGGCAGCAACAACAACCGCCCCUUAAACAAACUUCAUCACAACCUAUUCUAUCUCAAAAGUCAUAUGAACCUCCAGAAGAACAUAAGCAGCAGCAACAGGAGCAGGAACAGCUUUCUCCCAAAGGUCUAGCAUUGCAACGCCAAGCUCAGCAACAAGUGCAACAUAUGCAACCAGGGCAGAGCAGUUUGCUUAUCUGUCCUCCUAAUUCAAAAGUGGAAUGAUGACUUCUAAUGGAUGGAGCAGCGGAGUGUGCUCGGCUCUGUCAGAAUUGGAAUCUGUAUGCCCUUUUAUCACCAUUGUACAGAUUAAGCGGUCAUACAUGAGGCUUUGGGAUAUAUGGAGAUAGAUAUCCAUUGUUUUCUCUAGGUCCUGUUUAAAGAUUAGGAAAAAUUGUAUUGGUAGGCAUCAUUGCUUACUUUAUUCUUGUUUCAAAGGUCUUGUAUAUUACCACUGUUUUUUAGAGGGUUUUAUCCCAUUUUCUCUGUAAAGAGACGAAUAUAGAGGUAUGUGUACAGGGUCGUCUCUUCUUUCCUUGUAAACCCCCUCCCCCCUACUUUCCCUCUUUUUUUGUCUUGUUCUGCCUGCCCUUGUGCAGAGGAACACUUUGUUUUUGUUCUGCUAGAUUAGUGAAUGUAUUAUUAGUCUGUUAGAUAACUGGGAUAGGAAUCAUUUUUAUGAGCAAAAGCCAAUUCAAAGUUUUGUGAAUACAAGAUUUCUGAUGUAUGCAUCUGCCAUUGGUGUCUGCAAAUAUUUUGAUAUUACUAGUUUGUAACCAUUUAAGUCUCUUAAAUGGUACAUGUCAGAGGUUAUCUUA
Messenger RNA from Cajanus cajan (pigeon pea), 7306 nucleotides. The record is from RefSeq and is a predicted model, not a curated record. Lineage: Eukaryota; Viridiplantae; Streptophyta; Magnoliopsida; Fabales; Fabaceae.